Messenger RNA from Capsaspora owczarzaki ATCC 30864, 3773 nucleotides. RefSeq names its product cohesin complex subunit. Gene Ontology annotation, molecular function: protein binding; ATP hydrolysis activity; double-stranded DNA binding. NCBI's taxonomy places the organism in Eukaryota, Filasterea, Ministeriida, Capsasporidae. The coding region runs from base 15 to 3638 and encodes 1207 amino acids. The record is from RefSeq and is a predicted model, not a curated record. Gene Ontology annotation, cellular component: chromosome. The transcript is spliced from 15 exons. Gene Ontology annotation, biological process: mitotic sister chromatid cohesion.
AAAUCCAUUCAGCCAUGUUCAUCAAACAAGUGACCAUGCAGGGCUUUAUGAGCUACCGCGACCAGACCAUCGUGGAGCCAUUCUCGCCAAAGCACAACGUUGUUGUUGGUCGCAACGGAUCGGGCAAGAGCAGCUUGUUCCUGGCCAUUCGAUUCGUGCUCAAUGAUCUUGAACCGCCAGCGGAAGAGACACGCAGCCAAUUCAUCAUGAAAUUGCUUCAUGACGGCGUCGGUGGCACAGCAUCCGCGGCAUCGGCCAUGAACGCGUCCGUCGAGGUUUGCUUUGACAACUCGGACAGCCGCAUCCCGAUCGACAGCGACGAGGUCACGUUGCGACGAGUGAUUGGCAUCAAGCGAGACGACUAUUACAUUGAUGGCAAGCACGUCGUCAAGUCGGACGUGAUGAAUCUCUUUGAGAGCGCGGGCUUUUCCCAGGCAAACCCGUACUACAUUGUGCAGCAAGGCAAAAUCACAAAGCUGGCUGUGCAAAAGGACGCCGAUCGCCUGCAGCUCCUCAAGGACGUGGCUGGCACCAGCGUCUACGACAAGCGCCGUGAAGAGUCCGUCAAGCUGAUGGACGAGACGGAAGGGCGCCGCGGCAAGGUCGACGAGAUGCUGGCCUACAUUGAAGAGCGUCUCCAGGAGCUCGAAGCCGAAAAGAACGAGCUCAAAGACUACCAGCUCUUGGACAAGGAGCGCCGUCGGCUCGAGUACAACAUUUACGAGCGCGAGCUGCGCGAGACGCGCGAGCAGCUCGAGGAGCUGGAACGCACCCGCCAGGCCGAGUCUGAAAGCAACCAUGCACGCCAUGCCGAAGCCAUCGAGGUUGGCGACAAGAUCAAGCUGAUUGACCGCGAAUUCAAGGCUCUUGCCGCAAACGUCCGCCUUUUGCAAGAUGAGCAGCGCGGACUGCAAGACGAUCUUCAGGUGGCCAUCAAGGCGCGCGCCAAGGCCGAGCUCGAUGCCAAAGAUUUGGUUGAAGGUGUUGCUGCGGACAAGACGCGCAAGGAUCUUCUCGAAAAGGACAUUACGCAGCUCCAAAAGCUGAUUGCGGAUCGCGAAAAGCAGCUCCGAGAUACUGUGCCAAAGUACGAGAGCGUGCUCAACCAGCAACAGGCGCUGGAGCAGCAGUUGGCAGAGAGCCAGCGUCGCCGUGAUGAUUUGACGGCCAAGCAAGGCCGCGGUGCCCAGUUUGCCACAGUGGAGGAGCGUGAUGCUUGGCUCAAGCAGGAGCUGGCCACGUUGACCAAGAGUCGUCAAGAAAAGCAAAAGACGAUUACAUCGAUGAAAACAGACAUCACGCGCCUCUCCCAGACAGUUGAGAGUCAGUCGGGCGAGAUUGACGAGCGCGUGGCAGAUUUGAAGAAGCGUCAGACCGAAGUCGAGUCUCUCGGCCACCGAAACGCCGAGCUUGUUCGAGCUCGCGAUGAUGCCAUGAACCGUCGCAAAGCCCUCUGGCAGCAAGAUGCCAGCAAAGACGCCGAAAUGGAGAAUCUGCGAGCCGACUUUGCCAAGGCAGACCGAAACCUGCAGGGCACAAUGAGCAAGAGCUUGGCGCAGGCCAUCGAAGCCAUCGAGCGCAUCGCUCGCGAAAAGAACAUUUCUGGCGUUCACGGACCGCUGAUUGAGCUGUUUCAGUGCGAGGAGGUUUUCCACACUUGCGUUGAGGUGACGGCCGGCAACAGCCUGUUCAACAUUGUGGUCGACAACGACGAGAUUGCGUCCAAGCUCAUCUCGGCCAUGAAUGCCGAAAAGAUUUCUGGCCGUGUCACGUUCAUGCCGCUCAACCGACUCGAUCCAAAGCCAGUCUCGUACCCGAAAACCAAGGACGCAUUACCGCUGGUUGACAAGCUGCAGUACCACCCCAUGUUCAAGGGCGCCAUCAUGCAGAUCUUCAACAAGACGCUGAUUUGCCGCACCAUGGACGUGGCCUCUACGCUUGCCCGCGAGGCCAAGCUCGAUUGCAUCACGCUGGAGGGUGACCAGGCCCACCGCAAGGGAGCGUUGACGGGCGGCUAUCACGACGUCCGCACAUCGCGUCUCGAAGCCAUGCGUGCCAAGCGCCUGGCCAAGUCCAAGCUGGACUCCAUGUCCCAAGAGUCGGCCAAGCUCAAACGAAUGGCUGCCUCUGCUGACGAAGAGGUCAACAAGGUUGCCAGCGAGACUCAGCAAUCCGAAACGCGCCGCGCUCAGCUGGUCGACUCGGAUGAAACGCUGCGCCUCGAGUUGCGCGGAUUGACCGAAGCGCGUGAUGCUGCUCGCGCGAGCUUGGAACAAAAGCAAAAGCAGCUGGCGACGCUGGAGGCUGAUUUGGCGACAUUGACAUCGCAGAUUGACUCGUUGAAGGCCGAGGUGGGCACCCAGCUGCUCUCGACGCUGAAUGCCGCCGACCAGCAAGAGCUGCGCUCCCUGCUGGACAGCAUCCAGUCACUCAAGCAGCAGCUCAUGACCAGCUACGAGACGGUGACGCAAGUCCAAUCAACCAAGACCCAGCUCGAGUCCGAGUUGCAGCAAAACCUCAAACGCCGACGGGCUGCGCUGGAGGACGAGCUGCGCGUGGUGAGCGAGCGACAGCGCGACACUCUGCUCCAAACGGCCACGCAAACCCACCAAACGACCGUCGGGCAAGUGACGCGCAUCCAGGAGCGCCUCGCGCAAGUGGAAGACGCACUUACCACCCAAAACAAGGAGGAGCACACGCUCAAGCAGCAGCUCGACACGAUGAAAGACCGCGAGCGCGUGUUGCGAGAGGCGCUGGCCCGCGAGGGCAAGGCCAUCGAGAAGAUUCUCAACAAGCGCAACCUGCUGCUGCAGCGUCGCGAGGAGUGCACUCGCAAGAUUCGCGAUCUUGGUUCGCUCCCGACUGAGGCUUUCGACAACUACCAGACGACGCCGUUGCAGCGGCUGUAUGAGCUGCUCAACAAGUGCAACGAGAACCUGCAAAAGUUCAGCCACGUCAACAAGAAGGCCGUGGAUCAGUACAUGAACUUUUCUUCGCAGCGACAAAUGCUGCUCGAGCGCAAGCAAGACUUGGACAAAGGCGAUCAGGCCAUCAAGGAACUCUUGGAAAGCUUGGACCAUCGCAAGGACGCUGCCAUUCAACUGACCUUCCAGCAGGUCGCCAAAAACCUGACGGAUGUGUUUGCCGAGCUUGUUCCUGGCGGCCAUGCGAAGCUGGUCAUGCAGCUCAAGGAUGCACGCGAACUCGAGGCCGAGCAAGCUUCGCGAAGUGGCGAUUCACGCCGUCUGCCCCCUGUUGAGGCGUAUGUCGGAGUUUCCAUUCAUGUUUCUUUCACGGGCAAGUCCAGCGAAACACAUCUCAUGCAACAGCUGUCUGGCGGCCAAAAAACACUGGUGGCGCUUGCGCUCAUUUUCGCGAUUCAGCGCUGCGAUCCGGCCCCGUUCUACUUGUUCGAUGAGCUCGAUCAGGCGCUGGACGAGACGCAUCGCACUGCUGUCGCAGCCAUGAUCCACCGACUCUCGGACCGAGCGCAGUUCUUGACCACGACGUUCAAGCCCGAAAUGCUGAAAGAUGCUGACAAGGUCUAUGCCGUGACCCAUCGCAACAAGGUGUCGUACAUUGAUUGCGUCUCGAGGGCAGCAGCGCUCGACUUUAUCGCCGAAGGAGGCGACAGUUGAGCGCACUUUGUUCGGAGCGUUUUCUUUUGUUGUUGUUUUUUUGCGAUUUGUUAAGCUUCUGCCGAGCGUCUGCGAUGCGAUGCGAUUCGUCUUGUCGUUUUCUUAUUGAACAUUGUAAUAAAGUUGUUGCUUACC